AUGACUACUAGCGUCACCUCCUACACGCCGCUCGAGACUCUGUUAUUGUUCCAGUCACUGUUGUCCUAUGGCACAGAUCCAGCCGUCUUCGGCAGGAUUUCCGAUCUGCUGACGAAGAACCCUCACAUCCGCGAAUCCAAGGAUUACGACAGCGGUCGCUUGAGCCCGGACGCGCUGAGGGAGCUUUAUGAGCAUUAUCUACGAUUACUAGAGAAAGAUGAGGCCAAGAGCGAGGCUCAAAACAUAAACGGCGCUGCAGAACAAGCAUCGCAAAAUGGCGGCUCUCCAUCACCGUCGAGGAAACGCAAGGCUCCGAGCCCCAGCUUGCCAACAGCGCAGGAAGCGACGCAGCAUGCCCAUCUGACUCCAGCCUUGGUCACGAAGCUUUACGCCCGAUAUCGCGAGCAUGUUACAGAGGAGAUCAGGGCUGAGGAGCGCAGAUACGAUCAGCUGAAGCGCGAAGAGCACGAGAUAGAACGUGGUGAAUGGGAUGAGCGGAUACGUCGUCCGGAGCUCUCGAACGGAACGGGGUCAAACAAGGACGCUCAAGGAUCGCCAACUGUAUCUUCGAGAGAUGUUCCAGCCCCAGUCGAGCCCGUUGUCACUCCUGAUAAUCGGCCUCCGGGUGCUUCUCCAGUCUUGGGCAAUGCUGUCUCGAAGUCUCCCAGCAUUCGGUAUGCGCAGGCUAAGAUCGAUGCCGUCAUCAACCACGAUCCCAAACCAUCACCGAAGGCGAGACCGACUCCACUUGAACGGCCUUUGCAACCCUCGCCGGUGCCGCAAAGUUAUGCGCUCCCGCAACAGGCACCACUGCACCACCGGGCACCUGCUCAGUUGUCCCCAAGGCUUCCUCCACCCCUGCCGUCCAAUGCGGGUUAUCGGCUAGCUUCUCCGGCUCUGCAUAACUCCCCGUACUCUCAGUCGAAUCCGCAACAUGUGUCCGGACAGUCGCCUACCACUCCGUCGCAUAUCGGUCGGCCCCUUUCCUCGCCGGUGAUGCUGCCCCCUCCACCUGGCAUGACCCUACCUGUACCUCCGAUCCAACCGCCUUCAAUAGGUGGCAGUCCUCCGUUUAGGAAUGCGCCGUCCGGAUCUCUUCCGCUGCGUUCGCCAGGGUCAUCUCAGCGCUAUGGUCCUGCGAGCCAGCAAGGCGGGCCGCCAUUCCCGCCUGGGCUUCCUCCUCCGCAUUUACCGCAACAGGGUCCUUAUUAUCCGUCGUACCCAAACCAUGGCCCAUAUCACCAGCCGCAACCACAGCCCCCACCACCACCGCCAGUGUUUCGUCCCCCACACCAGGGCGGGUACAUGCUUCCGCCUUUCCAGGUUACGCCUCAAGAUCCCACCCGCGUGCAUCAACAGCAGCAGAGGGCGCAACAACAGGCCGUUGCAGCUACUCCCAAUCGCACCCCAGCUAGUAAUGCACAACCCCGAGCGCCCGCAACGGGAGUGGCACGCCCUCCUCCGCCUCUGUACUCGCAAUCAUCUGAACCCCUGACUCAGCCCGCUCAACGAGCAAAGCCCUUGACUGCUGUCAGGAAACCGCGGCCGCUCAGCCUCCCUACUCGUCCGCGGCUGAGCGCCCGAACUCUAUGGACCGCCACUGUACCUCCUGAGCAGUAUAAGAUGGAACCUCCGCCGCCACCACCGAUUAGUCCUGUCAAUGACGCCUUCCCCGCACCACCAUCUGACGAAGCGGCUUCAGUCACUCAAUCGCAGACCAAGGGUCGGAGGAAGCCCAACGCCGCCGAGACCCCUCGCAUCGAGCAAGCAGAAGCCGAGAAGAGCCCACCUGUACGCACGACUCGUAGUCAACCAAAGCGAACAGGCGGCGGCGGCAGUGCAGCAUCAUCAGUUGUUAUGCGCUCUGUCCGUGGGCGGACAAGAAGCCAAUCCAUCGCUUCUCACAUCGAAGAUACCAUCACCGAAACCGGAUCCGCCAACAGCCGCCGCGUAAAACCCGAACCCAGCACUCCCGCCAACCUCCUCGAAGAAGACACCUCCGCCCCCGACUUUACACCCACAGCCACAGCCACCGCACCCGUGACGCGCCGCCGCGGCGGAACCCUCCAAACGCAACCAGCCCGCCCCACGAAGCGCAAACGCAGCACCCUCGAAACCGAGCCCUCGCCCUCCGCGUCCAUCGAACCACACACCCCACACCCGGAACUAGACCAGCAGCCCGCCACCGUCCUCGCCAGCCGCAACUUCUCCCGCAUGAGCGUCCCGAUCAUGAAUGAUAUCCUGAGCCACAAACACGCCUCGCUGUUCAGCAAUCCGGUCAAGGAGAAGAACGCGGAGGGGUACAGAGAUAUUAUCAAGCGCCCGCAGGACCUCAAAUCUAUCCGCUCGGCCAUCGCGGCGGGGACGCGAGCCGUCAAUGCGCUCACCUCCGCCGGGGCAGGCGCGGGCACGGGCGUAGGCGCGAGGGACUCACCCGCCGGCGGUGGUGCAGGGGGCGCCAGUCCCGGUGGCGUAGGCACGGCGGUCACGCUCGAGAGGACGGAGGAGCUGGUCCCGCCGAAGGGCAUCGUGAACAGUGCACAGCUGGAACGGGAGCUGAUGCGCAUGUUUGCGAACGCGGUUAUGUUCAAUCCGGGUGAGGAGGGGGUCGUCAGGGAUGCGAGGGAGAUGUUUGAGAGCGUGCAGGGGGCUGUUAGUAACUGGCGGAGUGCGGAGAGGAGGAGUGAAGAUAAGGAUAAGGAGGAUGAGGGUGGGGAUGGGGAAGGGGAGGGUGGGGGGAGUGGGAGGAGGAAGAGGAUAUAG
Molecule: messenger RNA, 2763 nt
Organism: Coniosporium apollinis CBS 100218
Lineage: Eukaryota; Fungi; Ascomycota; Dothideomycetes
Exons: 1
Coding region: 1-2763 (920 amino acids)
Cellular component (GO): NuA4 histone acetyltransferase complex
Molecular function (GO): protein binding
Source: RefSeq, a predicted model, not a curated record